AUGCUUCUGAGGCGAGAGAGAAAAGCUGCCAAAACCGAUUACCCAGAUGUCCGAUUCGUACCUAUUACCAUUCACCUUAUUAGAGAAGAAGACUAUUAUGGUUCUCAUGACCCAGCCAACAGUUUCAUUUUAGCUCAUUUUCCUUCCCCACCAACAGACAAGAAACAAAGGCUCGGGUGGAGAAAUUCUGAUUUGCAAAUGCACAAAGAUAUCACACAUACUGGUUCGCUUACAAACUAA
Echinococcus granulosus is the source of this 240-nucleotide messenger RNA. RefSeq lists its product as hypothetical. Lineage: Eukaryota; Metazoa; Platyhelminthes; Cestoda; Cyclophyllidea; Taeniidae. The record is from RefSeq and is a predicted model, not a curated record. The transcript has a single exon. Bases 1 to 240 code for a protein of 79 amino acids.